Mollisia scopiformis is the source of this 2080-nucleotide messenger RNA. RefSeq lists its product as uncharacterized. Bases 253 to 2046 code for a protein of 597 amino acids. Gene Ontology annotation, biological process: response to oxidative stress. Gene Ontology annotation, molecular function: peroxidase activity; monooxygenase activity; iron ion binding. The record is from RefSeq and is a predicted model, not a curated record. NCBI's taxonomy places the organism in Eukaryota, Fungi, Ascomycota, Leotiomycetes, Helotiales, Mollisiaceae. The transcript is spliced from 11 exons.
AUAGUCGAAUCGAUUCUUCGUCUACGUACUAAGCUUCUCACUAUGCUAUUAUCUUAUUUAAAAGUCACUAAACUCUUUUAGCCUAGGAAGGCACUCUAAAGAAUAUCCCACUAGCAGCGGCUAGCUACGGCCUUGAGAAUAGUAGGCACAUACGGCACGUACGGCCAGAGAAUAGUACCAGAAAGCGCGAAGUGGUCCCAGUAAGUGGAUUGGUAUCCAUCGUCCGGUAAGAGGGAAAAGAAGGCUUGUCGAAUGGUAAAGGGUAUCCUGCAAGCUCGAAAAUGGCCAGUUGCUAGCUUGAACGAUGUCCGUGAGUUCUUUGGCCUGAAAAGAUAUGAGAAGAUGGAAGAAGUCAAUUCCGAUCCCGAGAUCGCUGACCUUCUCCGCAAACUCUAUCAUGAUCCUGACAUGAUCGAGUUGUACCCCGGGCUACUUGUCGAGGAUCCCAAGCCAGCUAUGAGCCCUGGUCACGGAGCAUGCUUGAACUUCACCUUGGGGAGAGCUGUUCUCUCAGAUGCUAUCACCCUUGUGAGAUCUGAUCGAUUUAGCACAAUCGAUUAUACACCAGCAACAUUGACAAACUGGGGAUUCGAUGAGAUCAGAGCCGACCCAAAGACAUUGGGUGGAUCAAUGUUUUACAAAUUGAUUCAGCGAGUGCCUGGCUGGUUUCAGUUCAACUCGAUCCAUGUCAUGCAACCAUUCUAUACCAAGAACACCAACGAGAAGAUUGCGAAAGACCUCGGGACACUACCCCUUUACACAACAGCUGAUCCAGCGCCUCCUUCCGCACCGAUUCCCGUGACUAAGAACACGACAGUACGCAGCAUCUUCAAAGAUCCGGCUCACUUUGCGGAGACAGUCGGAUUUAUCUUGGCUGGCCUGUUCCCCAUUGAGAAAAGAGACUUCUCUGCAUACAUGCUUGCUGGCGAUUCUGCUUUGCAGACUGCCCAACGUAAUCUUGUGGGAGAUAUCCUUUAUGGCUCCGACGAAUUAAAGACGACCCUGACCUCUUUCUUGACUACGUAUGGCAGUGAAUGCCUAAUUGGUGAAACACUCAGCAUGGCCAACAAUCUGGAUCAAAUUGAUAUCAUGAGAGACUUAGUCCAAACUCUCAGUCCAAACUCUCUCUCCACUCACGUGGUCAAGACUGACUUUGCGUGCCAUAGUUUCGCAAUCCCAGUGAGCACUCGCCUGAUCGCUGAUCUCUGGAAUCUCGACAUGCAGACUCCAGAAAAUCCAGAUGGCGCCAUAAGUAUGAUUGAUAUCCGUACAGCCCUGACAAAUCUUCGAGCUGGACUCUUUGCUUCUGCUGACACCGCCACGAUUUGGAACCACCGACGACUUGCUCAAGAGGGCGCCACCCUCCUCACAGAGACAACAGAUAUUCAAGUGAACAAUGUGCUGAGAGACAACUACCACGUUGGGUGGACUGAGAGCCUCGUCCGACCUUUCUCAGGGGAAGUCUCAGACCUCUGCUGGAUAAAUGCCGUUGGUGCGAUUUCCGUCACCGAGGGAGCGUUCGGCGAAAUCCUUCACUUCUUCUUGCAACCAGAAAAUGCGCAGUACUGGGCAAAUGCGCAGGACCUUGCUGCUGCAAAGAAUCCCGAGUCCGACAAGACGAUCCGAGAAUAUGUUCUUGAAGCUCAGAGACUGACUACCUCAUUUUCGCUUCCACGAGCCUGUAUCGCAGAUGUCACCAUUGAUGGGCAAUGUUUCAAGAGAGGAGAUACUCUGCUCUUACUGUUGGGACCAGCAAGCAGAGAUGCAGACUUUGUUCCAGAGCCAAUGGCAUUCAAGCCUGGGCGUCCCAAAGAAGCUUAUGCCCAGUUUGGCUGGGGAGCACAUGAGUGCCUCGGUCGUGAAAUUGCCAUCAUGUUCUGCGUUGAGUUGAUUAAGCUUGUCGCAGGUCUCAAAAACCUUCGUCCCGCACCGGGUGAUAUGGGAGAGUUCAAGAGUAUCGUUGUCGGCCAACAAAAGAAUUGCCUCAGUGAGGACUGGUCCAAGCUGACUCUGGAUCCUACAAAUGACUUGGAAAUUGCACUUUGAGGGUCGUGGUAAGGGAAUCUACCAGACUGGAGAG